Sphaeroforma arctica JP610 is the source of this 1219-nucleotide messenger RNA. RefSeq lists its product as hypothetical. Bases 1 to 1155 code for a protein of 384 amino acids. The record is from RefSeq and is a predicted model, not a curated record. Gene Ontology annotation, biological process: transcription initiation at RNA polymerase II promoter. Lineage: Eukaryota; Ichthyosporea; Ichthyophonida. The transcript has 6 exons. Gene Ontology annotation, cellular component: transcription factor TFIID complex. Gene Ontology annotation, molecular function: DNA binding; RNA polymerase II general transcription initiation factor activity; protein heterodimerization activity.
AUGGAGUUAUCAUGUAACACUAACGUUGAUCAACUGCAGGUGUACAAGAAAGCUGGACUCGCCCCAAACGCAGACACGGAACCCGCCGAAGCCACAGCUACAACUGCACCCACUGCAACAACUGCAACAGCUGCAACAGCCACCAAACGCCUCUCUUCGGGCUCAGCGGCAAAUUCAAAACCAGCUAAAAAAGCCAAGAAGGGUGGCGAAUCCGAUGCGGAAGACAUCGAUGAUGUUACUAAGAUAGCUGGUGUGGAUAUGGAGGAGGAAGAGAAUGCCAUCCUAGAUGACCUGCAAGGCGACGAUGAGGAGACUGAAGAUCAAGAAGAGCAGCAGUUCUGCAACUUCAUGGAACUCAAAUACCGCAUAGCCACUGUGGCCCGUAAGAAUGGUCUGCGCAAUGUGGCUGUGGAGGCGUGCCAGUACUUAGCCUUCUCUAUGCAGCAACAGCUGCGGGAUAUGCUGGAGAAUGUCGUGCGCAACAGUCACCAUCGAGCGGGUGUGUAUCGCCCACAUCUGAAGAGCACACAUGACACGUACGACCCAAAUCCGCAACUGCGAAUGCAACAAAGACUGUUCGCAGGUCGAGUGCUCCCGAGGACCAGUGGCGACGCAGCCUCCGAACGGACAGGUGACAAAGGCAGCCCACAGCAACACAGCCGAGCCAGUGCAAACGCACACGCAGGCGAUAGUAACACACCACUCAGCACAGCACACGCAGGCGAUAGUAACACACCACUCAGCACAGCAAACAAUAGCACCAGCGCAGCCGACGACGAAUCCACAGGCAAGGACAAUACCUCUGCGCAUACAAAUACAAACGCGAACGCAAAUGCAAAUGCAAAUGCAAAUACGAAUACGAAUACGAAUUUAAACACAAACACAAAGGCACAAACUGUCACCAACACACACGACGAUACAAGUGCCACGGGAGACCCUCAGCACAAUGCAACCACUGCCACUGCAAGUGCCAAUGACAACCCUGUCGUCCCUACGCGCACGAUCAAACUGUGUGAUCUGUUGGAGUACAUGGAAAGCAAUGCGGCACUGCGCAGCUCUAAGCUGUUGUACGCGUCGUAUCUGAAACGCCUGGACGAAAGUUCGGAACAUAUUACAGCCGAACUAACGGCGACUGCUCAAUCGGAGAAGUUAUGAGAGCCUGUGACUGGCGUACACGUGUAUAGCCACAACUGUGGGUUAAACCCUACACCCUAAACCC